Molecule: messenger RNA, 1320 nt
Organism: Rotaria sp. Silwood1
Lineage: Eukaryota; Metazoa; Rotifera; Eurotatoria; Philodinida; Philodinidae
Source: the annotation of a GenBank genome assembly
AUGUCGAAUGAAACAAAUACAUUAACCGAUACAAUUGUUGAUGAUGAUAAAAGUUCUAUUUUAAAAAAUGAACAAACAGAAACAUCAACAAAUGGUAUGUUUCAUUCAAAUGGAACUAAUCAAACUGAACAACAACAACAACAACAACAACAACAGCAACAACAAAAUGAUUCAACAAAAAAUACUUAUGAGAAUAAUGAACAACAAACAUAUAAUAAAAAUGAUUUAGAACCAGAAUCUCUUCGAAAAGUUUUUAUUGGUGGACUUUCAUAUAAAACUGAUGAUCAAGUUUUUAAAGAUUAUUUUUCAAAAUAUGGAGAUAUUGUUGAUUGUAUUAUAAUGCGUGAUCGUGAAGGUCGAUCUCGAGGUUUUGGUUUUGUUACUUAUGCCUCAUCAACAAUGGUCGAUCGUUUAAUGGCAGGUCGUCCACAUGUUCUUGAUUCACGUGAAAUUGAACCAAAACGAGCUGUACCAAGAGAAGAAAGUGGAAAACCAGAAUCAGCGUUAAGUGCUAAAAAAUUAUUUGUUGGUGGUAUUCGAGAAGGAACAAUCAAUGAACAUGAUCUCAAUGAAUAUUUUUCCAAAUAUGGUAAUAUUAUUGAUGCUGUUAUUAUGAAAACAAAUGAAGGAAAAUUACGUGGCUUUGGAUUUGUUGAAUUUGAUGAUUAUGAUCCAGUAGAUAAAAUUGUAUUAGAAAAACAUCAUGUUAUCAAAGGAAAUCCUGUUAAUGUUGAAAAAGCUUUACCAAAAGAUCAAACAAAUCGUGGUCGAAUGGCUGCAGGAAACUACGGUGGACAAGGUGGUGGUGGCGGUGGUGGUGGUGGCAUGCGUGGACCAUCAUCAAGAAUGAGUAGUGGUGGUUGGGGACCUAUGGGUGGUGAAUCAAAUUUUGGUGGAGGUGGUAGUGGUGGUGGCAGUGGUGGUUAUCGAUCUGGUGGUGGCGGCGGUGGCGGUGGUGGCUAUGGAGCCGGAGGAGAUUAUGGUAAUCGAGCUGCACCGUAUAGUGGUGGUUAUGGUGGUGAUAUGGGACGAGGAGGUGGUGGUGGAAUGAUGGGUUAUGGUGGUUCAGCACCUAUGGGUGGUGGAGGAGGCGGAGGAGGAUAUGGAAUGGGAGGACCACCUCAAGGAGGAUAUGACGAUGGUUUUGGAGCCUUUGGAGCACCAUCUAGUUUCGGUUUCGGUCAAAAUUAUGGAUCAUCAUCAGGUGGUGGUCCAAUGCGACGUGGUGGAGGUGGUGGCCGAGGCGGAGGAGGUGGUGGUGCACCUUAUGGCCGUGGAGGUGGUCGCGGAGGUGGUGGUGGCUAUCGUGGUCGCAAUUGA